Messenger RNA from Nicotiana attenuata, 567 nucleotides. RefSeq lists its product as uncharacterized. NCBI's taxonomy places the organism in Eukaryota, Viridiplantae, Streptophyta, Magnoliopsida, Solanales, Solanaceae. Bases 1 to 567 code for a protein of 188 amino acids. The transcript is spliced from 2 exons. The record is from RefSeq and is a predicted model, not a curated record.
AUGGAUCCGAAUGCUAAGCUUCUGCCUGGACAAGGGGAUCCUCUUAGAGAUCUAUCGAGAUAUGGAAGGUUGGUUGGAAAAUUAAAUUACCUCACAGUGACAAGACCUGACAUUUCUUUUCCGAUGAGUGUUGUAAGUCAGUCUAUGGAUUCUCCAUGUGAUAGUCAUUGGGAUGCAUUUUUACGCAUUCUUCGAUAUAUAAAGUCAUCUCUAGGCAAAGGAUUACUACUCGAGGAUCGAGGCCACGAGCAAACUGUUGGGUACACAGAUGCUGAUUGGGCAGGAUCACCUUCUGACAGACGUUCUACGUCAGGAUAUUGUGUUCUAGUAGGAGGUAAUUUGGUCUCUUUGAAGAGCAAGAAACAGAAUGUAGUUGCUCGAUCUAGCUCCGAAAUCGAAUAUCGGGCCAUGGCUAUGGCAACGUGUGAGUUAGUUUGGGUCAAGAAGUUGCUCAAGGAGUUGAAGUUCGGAGAAAUCAGCAAGAUGGAACUAUGGCCUCCUCGCAAUUGUGACCAAAUGAUCGCAACUGCGAACUCAGUGCUGAUCCACCCCUCUUCGCAAAUGUGA